AUCGAAAUUCGACUGACUAUCUAUUCAACUGAAGUAGCUAAGUAAUGAAGUGAGUAGCCUUGAUUGAAUAUGACAGUUGGUGUUGGCUGUAAAGUCUUGGUGCGGCUUAGAGGUGGGCCUCAAACCAAAAAGAGGCUUUAAUGGCUGUGCACCGAAGGCAGGUGGGGCUGUCCAAAUAGACAAGUCGACUUGCCGCCUCAGAGAAUGUUAUAAGAUCGCCUAUUCCAAGUUUAUUUGUUUUAAUGCUUCCUCGACAUCUUUGUUGUAGUCAUCUGUUUGCAUUUUCGUGACAUCACUUGCCAAAAGCACCUUCGAGUUCGGUACCUUCGCUUUGCCCGUAAUUACGGAGUAACAACGCACCGAUUUCAUGAUGGAAGAGCGGCCGCCAGACGUCUCGCGCCCCACGGGGCUGGGCCGCACACACAAACUCCAUCGCCGCCAUAAUUUCGAUUCUGUCGAAGGGUGGGUUCUGGGUCCCUUGGAACACACCAAAAACACGACCCGAGAGGCUGCGUUGUGUGCGGCUUGGUGCAAUACAGCUGCGCCAAGUCCUGUAAGUUGCUGUUUGUCCAGAUGCUUGUUGCGGGCGCCCUUCAGCAGUGAGGUGCUCACGCCCGCUUGUGGGGGCCACGACGGGGAAUUUUGGGUGCCGAGUCCGAGGCCUCGCCUGCAAGUCCUUUUGAGUGCUUAUGAAAUGGGGCCAAAAGACUGCUUCCCCUGGACGUGUAGGUACUCCGUACUGCGUUGGCUUUCGCGGUCCGCUGCAGAACAAAGGUCCCUGCAGCAAGAACGAACGAAAGGCCUGGCGGCAGCCUUGGCCUCGCAUCUUUGCAAUCCGAACAAUCCGAGUCAGCAAGCCGACAUCUUGGCCGCCGCGAUACGGAUACGGAUACCAGCUCGCGAUGGUGCCUUCAUCCCUCGGUCCUCAGCCAUCCUCCUCUCCACGGCAGGCAUCUGGACGCCCGCUUUACGCCCGAGAUGCUGUGCGGGAUUGUGGGAGGCUUGUUGUUUGUACGGUUUGCUGAGUGACCGACACAGGCAGCCCAAUCAAUUCCCGUGGUAAUACCCUUUUUCCAGCUGGCACCCAACCUUGUGCAACAAUCCUUCUGUGCACCACAAGGUUAGCCGCCUGAUCGUGCUGCCUUGCGUGACACAGCAAACGGUCUCGAAAUGAAGCCAGAUAGGCCAAGAGGCGGACCUGCUAACCGACUGACCGAUACUCAUGCGGAAUCCCCGGCUGGCUGAAGGGCGCCACUUGAAGUCCGGACCCGAGUCCCAAGCGGCCUGGGCCAGGGUU
Messenger RNA from Parathielavia appendiculata, 1297 nucleotides. RefSeq lists its product as uncharacterized. Bases 368 to 1063 code for a protein of 231 amino acids. The record is from RefSeq and is a predicted model, not a curated record. NCBI's taxonomy places the organism in Eukaryota, Fungi, Ascomycota, Sordariomycetes, Sordariales, Chaetomiaceae. The transcript has a single exon.